Molecule: messenger RNA, 936 nt
Organism: Danaus plexippus (monarch butterfly)
Lineage: Eukaryota; Metazoa; Arthropoda; Insecta; Lepidoptera; Nymphalidae
Product: RNA-binding protein 48
Exons: 2
Coding region: 58-930 (290 amino acids)
Cellular component (GO): nucleoplasm
Molecular function (GO): nucleic acid binding
Source: RefSeq, a predicted model, not a curated record
GUCAAAUUGACGUAUUAAUAGAAAACAAAGUUUUGUAUAUACACAUUUUAAUAAAUUAUGGAGGAGAGUAUGAAAGCAAAUCUUCUGCCUCAUCACGAGCAGCAAUCUUUGUGCACGACCCGGCUACCUUACAGGCAGGGAAGGAAGCUAACAGCUGUUAAGGUUUAUUCAAUAACAAAAGAAUCCAAUCAUCUCCUGAUCUUCGGAGUGCCGUCACUGAACCUUCGUCAAGAAACAAAAUCAUUGUUCAUCAAGUUCGGUAAACUGUUAAAGUUCAACAUUACUGAACACAACGCUGAACCCUUCACGGAGACUUACCAUGCUCAAUAUGAAAAAAUACAAUCUGCUAGAGUCGCCAAAAGAAUGUUAGACACAAAGAACUUCUACGGAGGCGUCUUACAUGUAUGCUACGCUCCGGAAUUAGAAAAUGUUGAUGAAACAAAACAGAAACUCAUUCAACGACAAAGAGAUGUGAUUUUUAGACUCAGAAAUCUCCAAAGGGAUACUGAAAAACAGUCCGUGGAACAACUGGCUACUAAUAUGAACACUAUGGCUAGUCAAGAAAAAGAAUUGCCAAAAAAACUAGAUAUGGGAAAAAUAAACGUAAUUAAGUUAAAUGACACCAUCGGAACACACAGGAGAUGGAAAAGGAGGAAAAUAAAUCAUGCACAGGAAAUAAAAACUAGUUCGGAACAGAAUACUAAAGAGUCCGAUGCCAAUGAUAGUACUAAGGACUAUAGCUGUGAGAACGGGAUAAGUUUACAAGCACCCAGUGAUAUUGAAAUAGUAGAUUGUACCUCCGUAGACUCGGCCAUCGUCACAAAUAUCAACGAACACUUAAAUUAUAACAAAUUCGGAAAUGAAGUUAUAAGAAAAGUGCCAAUGAAGCCCGAGAACAAAAUACAAUUUUACAUAAAUAAAAAGUCGUAGUACAAA